Molecule: messenger RNA, 1885 nt
Organism: Kogia breviceps (pygmy sperm whale)
Lineage: Eukaryota; Metazoa; Chordata; Mammalia; Artiodactyla; Physeteridae
Gene: C7H11orf24
Product: chromosome 7 C11orf24 homolog
Source: RefSeq, a predicted model, not a curated record
GCCAGAGCUGGGGCGGCUGCCCUGAGCGGUCGUGGCUUGCGGUCGCGCUGCUCCGGUGCCGGCCACGUCUGCACGCCGGACCGCAGGCGCUUCCCCGCCGCCCGAGGGCCUCCGGGCCGCCGCAGGCCUGCCACGCCCGGAUGCAUCUUCUACCAGAGUGGAGCAUCUGCCUGGAUCCCACGUGUGCCACAAAGCGUGCCAUGGCCUGGGAGUGCCCUUCAAAGCCGUCCUCGCCUCCUUCAGAGCCAAACCUCGCCCAACAAGCGCACAGUGUCAAGCCCUCAGCCCCCCAAGGAAGAUGGCCCAUCCUGGGCACACACCCUGAGCGGCUGCCUCUCAUUCCUCAGCCAAGCAACAGGGAACUGUUAGCAGCCUGAGGAACGGCAGGCUGGGAGCCUCGGGCACCACCCAGCCUUGCUCCCAGCUCACCUGCAAGAUGUGGACAGCCCUCGUGCUCAUUUGGGUUUCCUCCUGGUCCCUAUCUGAAAGCCACCUGAUAACCCAGCGUCCACUCCUCAACAAGACGCUGGAGAAUUCAGAACAAAACUCAUCCGUGGAAACCAUGACAAGAGUCUUGAAUGAAACGUCUGAAAGAAUGACCUCGGUGACACCUUCUUCCAUCGCAUGGACCAGAGGGACUCGGGGAGGCGACCCCACCUCUCCUGCGGUCACAGCAGGGACAACACACAGGACAGAGGCAGGCACGUCAGCGACGGCAGAAGGGACCCCUGACGGAGCCACCUCCGGGGUGCCCACGCCGCCCGUCCCGGCGUCUGCCUGGCGGACCCCGUCCUCACCCCACACGCGGGCACCUGGCAGCGGCACAUUGUCUGGGCCAGCGACGCGCACGGCCUCCACGCCAGCCACGGGUGCUCCCACAGCUGCUGCGGCCCCGGCGAGCGUAAGCAGUCCCUUGGGCUCGCACAGUCGUCCCGGGCACACCCCCGGCCACGCCACAGCCAGCCCCGCGGUGCCCCUGAGUCCCCAAGCACUUAACGCGUCCACACAGGGCCCCACCGUCCAGGCGCCGAUGCCCCGGACUGCGGCUGACGCCGCAAGUAGGCCUGCGCCCACCCUCCUCAACACAACCCCGGAACCCGGCUCCCCCUCUUCGGCUUCCGCAUCCAUGACAGUGGGGACCACGACCAAGGCCCCCCAGCCGGCUGCCGGCACAGCGCCAGCCCCUGCCCCUCAAACCAGCCCGGCCCCCCCGACACAACCCAGCCCCGUCACAUCCAUGCCGGGGCCUGCCGGGCCAGGCACCGCUCAGACGCCGGAGCAGGGCGCGCCUGAAGCCGCGCCUGGUACUUCUGCCGUGGGGCCGACCCCUGGGAGCCCAGGGGACUCCAAGGUGCCAGCCACAGACUCGUGCCCGCUCAGCACCCAAGGCCGGUACCUGGUGGUCUCCAGCGAGCCCCUGGCCCAGUCCCCAGUGAACAGAAGUUUUCUCCUGGCAGUGCUCUUGCUGGGGGUCACCCUCUUCAUCACAGUCCUGGUUCUGUUUGCCCUGCAGGCCUACGAGAGCUACAAGAAGAAGGGCUACACACAGGUGGAUUAUCUCAUCAACGGCAUGUACGCCGACUCGGAGACGUGAGCCGAGGGCCUGGGGCCGGGUCCUUCCCCUCCUUCCAUGUUGCCUCCGAGGCCAAACCAAGUGCUUCCAGAUUCUUUUGGUGCAAUUUAGGAGACAUGCCAGUUGCUUAAACACAUUUAAUCGCUGUCUGAUUAAUUCCACGAUCACUAAAGAGUUGCUGCUCUUUUCAUAUUUAUUUUUGUAACGAUCACAAGCAGGCAGUGAUUCUGCCGGGGUGGGGUGGGCGGCCCCGGGGUGGGUCCCGACCUGAAUUAAAGCAAUGACCCUUCCGCUCAGACCCCGUCUCCCCGU